This is a messenger RNA of Lymnaea stagnalis (great pond snail), 14877 nucleotides long. The record is from the annotation of a GenBank genome assembly. Lineage: Eukaryota; Metazoa; Mollusca; Gastropoda; Lymnaeidae.
GUCGUAAUUAAUGGACGCCCCCAAUAUAUCAUUGGAACGAGAACGAAUGUACUGUUCCAGUGGACUUCUUUGACUUGAAAGAAAUAACCAGGAAUCAAUAACCAAAAUGGCGGCAUGUCUCUCCAUGACAACAGAUGUACACAAGCCCAGUGUUUACUUCAAAUAACAUUGACAGUUUUUCCCCUUUAUUCAAGCCUUUGUGUCACCGUGCUUCUUUAACUUUCUGAUUUCAUUGAAUUAUCGUAAGUAUUAAAAUAAUUCACUUAUUAAGUAGCGAGUAUAGAGGUUGAUCCUUAAUAAUUAUGGAACACAGCGUCUACCAUAUAGCCCAGCCCUAGGCCUUGGCUAGCUCUACUAUUACUGCUAAAUUUAAUGUGAAAAAGUUGUAGUUGUUGCCUAACUUAACGGCUUUUACUUGUACGGUUUACGUUAAUUUUAAGUACCCUGGUAAAUUAAAUUGUAAAUUCGCAGUCUAAGUUUUAAAAAAAUAAAUUAACAUUUAAAAAUUGCAUUGUUACUGAGUGCUAUGCCAUUCCUCUGUAGUAUUAGUAAAGAAACUUGAGUCACCGUCUUGUUCAAUGCAUUAAUAUUAUGUUGUAGUUCCCGAUUCUUUUGUUUCGUAAUCUAUAUUGUAAUUUUAGUUUUAUUUGGAGGGGAGGGGGUGAAGUGGGGGAAUCAGUCAAGCACACUAAUUUGACUAAUUGGUCCUUAAGAAGUUCAAUGUGUGAAUGAAGAUCGAUUAUUGAUUACUGAUUACGUUAGUUUAAAGGGUUUGAUAACAACAGGAAUUAGAUUUUAAACCAUUGUAUUCCUUAAUUGAUAUGUUUAAAUUGAAUUCAAAUCUAAACGUUGUCUUUUGAUAGAAAAUAGUAUCAAAAAGAAAUGACUAUAUUCCUUGCAGUAUUGCGUUUUAAGCUAUUUUAUAAUUUGUAGUAUUGAGGCCCACCUUACAAGACACAUAAGGAGGAACCAUUAUUAAAUAAUUUUAUUGCUCACUAAAAUUUUAAAAAGACAAUUAAUAUUAAUAGAGAGUGUAUUUCUCAAGACUGACACUUGAACACUUAUGACAUGGGUCGUUCGCAAAUAACGUCACGCAAAAAAAAAUGACCGUUUUAGACCCCCCCCCCGUCACAAAGUAUAAAAAAUUCUUUACCCCCACCCCCUUUUUCAGUGUGACGUCACACCUAAAAAAAUCAAAACAUACACAACAUUUUCAUAACUUAACUAAGAUUUAAUUUUAUUCUUUAAUAUUUUUCCAUAAUGGAUUAAGAUGAAGUAUUAUUAGAAAACUGUGACGGGAAACAACGAAGUCAUCCACAAGCCGAGUGUAAAAUGUCCACAACAGUUUUUGCGUCAUUUUUCGAUAUGCGCAGAUGAUCUGCACGACUAAGUUUCAUCGUACCUAUAAUACCAGAGGCAAUUUCGACCUCAAAUUAAUGUUUUUAAAAUUAAUUGAAUAAAGAUUUUUCAAAAUGAUAAAAUUUGAGAUGUUAUUUUUAAAAAUAUUUGUUAAAAACGUGACGUCACAAUUGUUUUACCCCCCCCUCCCCCUGUCACUAAAAUCUCCCCCCUCCCCAUGAGCGUGACGUAAUUUGCGAAUGACCCCUUAUUGGCCUACGUGAUGUAGAAAUACCGAAUAGGCCCUACUGUAAUUAUCUAUUUUGGAGUCCACGUUUUACUUUGGUUCAGAUUGUUAAUUGUGUUCAAUUCGGUCUACAUAUUGCAUGACUAAUUGCAUGGUUUUCUUUUUAAUGGAAAUACUUUGCUUUGAAAUAUUAUAAUGUAAAUAUAUGCUUUAAAAUUAUUAUUAUUUUUAAAAUGUAUUUAACUAUGUAAUGUAAAUUUAGUGUAAAUGCUCUGUGUGAUAUGUGGGCUAGAGUAUCUGGAUUUAGAAUGUCAUUCUAUUGCUUCUUUUUAUCUAGACUAUUAUUGGUAACAUAAACUCAGUCACAGACUGACACUGAAACGAACGGCAGUGAAAGCCAAGUAUUGAUCAGCAACAAAAGGAAUUAAAUCAAUAGAUCUAUAACCGUUCUGUGUAAACAUUAGAAGGUGUUCCUGUCUUUUAACUUUUAACAAAUUUAAAUCCAGGUCCAGCUUAAUUUUAGAAAUAAAUAUGUGUCAUACUUUUGGUGUACAUGUAAUCAAUCUGUGGCAUAUUUCUAUCUAAAAAUUGUUUCCAGCUAUUUUGAUAUCAAAAUAAAUGUAUAAUAAACAUGGGCGUCCACAGUGGGGAGUAAGGGGAAGUGCCUCCCACCCCCACCCCCCACCCCCCGCGCGGAUUUUUACUAAUAUUUUGUCAAAAUACUAUUACCAACCUUUUUAAGCUUGUAAAUGUGUACGUAACUACUCACCAGCUCUUCACUAGCUCAGCUUGUAGGGGUGGCCAUUAACAUUAGAUGUUGAUACACUAAUUAAGAAAGAUAUAUGUUGACUGUGUUACUGUAACCUGAACCACCUGAACCAACAAUGCUGCUUUGUUUAAUACUGCCAACGAAUUACUUGAAUUAAUGAAAACUCGUAAACUGUGUGUCCACAAAGCCGUGAGCAAGUUCAAGUUACACUCAGAGGUGCCUUCAGCAUUCUGGCAGUCAUUGUAACCAGUCACUCAGAGGUGCCUUCAGCAUUCUGGCAGUCAUUGUAACCAGUCACUCAGAGGUGCCUUCAGCAUUCUGGCAGUCAUUGUAACCAGUCACUCAGAGGUGCCUUCAGCAUUCUGGCAGUCAUUGUAACCAGUCACUCAGAGGUGCCUUCAGCAUUCUGGCAGUCAUUGUAACCAGUCACUCAGAGGUGCCUUCAGCAUUCUGGCAGUCAUUGUAACCAGUCACUCAGAGGUGCCUUCAGCAUUCUGGCAGUCAUUGUAACCAGUCACUCAGAGGUGCCUUCAGCAUUCUGGCAGUCAUUGUAACCAGUCACUCAGAGGUGCCUUCAGCAUUCUGGCAGUCAUUGUAACCAGUGCAAACAAUUUUUUGUUAAAAAAUGACACCCCCCCCCUACAAAAAACUUUUUCUGACGCCCAUGAUAUUUUCUUUAUUUAAAUGCACGGUCCUAUCAAGAGAUGUGUGUUUCCGUUUUGGGCAGAUGAAUGCACACAAUGCACACAAUGCACACAAUGCACACAAUGCACACAAUGCACACAAUGCACACAAUGCACACAAUGCACACAAUGCACACAAUGCACACAAUGCACACAGUGCACACAAUGCACACAAUGCACACAAUGCACACAAUGCACACAAUGCACACAAUGCACACAGUGCACACAAUGCACACAAUGCACACAAUGCACACAACGCACACGUGACUACUUAAUUAUGUUUUUAAAAAAUGAAUUAAACAAAAAAACAACCGACUUAUGCCACUGAUUUGUUGCCUGUCAUAAUUUUGUGUUGGGUCGUACUCUGCAUACCCCCCUCCUGGCAACCCUAAUACCUCCCGCUCCCCCACUAACCCUGGUUAAGAACCCUUGGGUUAGAUUAUGACACCCUUCUCAAUGCUUCACAGUGUUACAUGCCUUGAAACAUAGUUGUGCCUCAAACAAAAACAAAACAAAAAAAAAAAACGUUUAAAAAAAACUUUGUCACUCCUCGGCACUCGUGUGGACCCUAGGAGUAUUUAUUGCUACGCCUACGCCACACUUAUUUGCUAACAGUGUCCUGAUAAAUAAUGACACAUGUUGAGUAGGAUCAGUCUUGUUUCUGUUGCUUCAAUAGCUUUCUCUCACCGUGGCUCUCUCUCUCUCUCUCUCUCUCCAUUUUCUUUUUUUUUCUUAGACUUCUGUUAGAGAUUCCAUUGACCUGCCAACACACCUUUUCUCUCACUCUUUCUCUCGGUCUCUUCCUAUUUCUCUUUCUAUUUGUAUAUGUCUCUCUUUCUCUGUCUCUGUCUCUCUCUCUUUCUCACUCUUUCUUUCUCUCUUUCUCUCUGUCCUUCUCUCUUACUUUCUCUAUCUCUUUCUCUCUCUCUCUCUUUCUCGCUCUUUUUCUCUCUCCCCUUCUCUCUAUUUCUCUUUCUUCCUCUCUCUUUCUUCCUCUCUCUUUCUUCCUCUCUCUUUGUCUUUCUAUCAGUGUCUUUCUCUCUUUCGCUCCCUCUCUUUCUUUCUGUCCCUCUCUCUCUCUCUUUCUCUCUCUCUUUCGCUCUUUUCAUUACUAUCCUUCAAGCUCAAGGAUCAGCCUACAGCACAGGUUUCCAGUUGCUCGCUGAAGUUCAGGAAAAUAUCAUUAACUGACUCAAAAUGUCUCUGAUAAUAUAGACUUAAAUGAUGUUGGCAGUCAUAUAACAUAGACUUAUAUGAUGUUGGCAGUCUGAUAAGAAAGACGUAUACGAUGUUGGCAGCCAGAUAAGAUAGACUUAUAUGAUGUUGGCAGACUGAUAAGAAAGUCUGUCUCUCUCUUUUCUCUGAAUCUCUCUCUCUCUCUCUCUCUCUCUCUCUCUCUCUCUCUCUCUCUCCCUGUCUCUCUUUCACUCACUUUCUUUCUAUCUCUGAUAAAAUAGACUUAUAUGAUGUUGGCAGCCUGAUAAGAUAGACUUAUAUAAAGUUGGCGGUCUGAUAAGAUAGACUUAUAUGAUGUUGGCAGUCUGAUAAGAUAGACUUAUAUGAUGUUGGCAGUCUGAUAAGAUAGACUUAUAUGAUGUGGGCAGUCUGAUAAGAUAGACUUAUAUGAUGUGGGCAGUCUGAUAAAAUAGACUUAUAUGAUGUUGGCAGUCUGAUAAGAUAGACUUAUAUGAUGUUGGCAGUCUGAUAAGAUAGACUUAUAUGAUGUUGGCAGUCUGAUAAGAUAGACUUAUAUGAUGUUGGCAGUCUGAUAAGAUAGACUUAUAUGAUGUUGGCAGUCUGAUAAGAUAGACUUAUAUGAUGUUGGCAGUCUGAUAAGAUAGACUUAUAUGAUGUUGGCAGUCUGAUAAGAUAGACUUAUAUGAUGUUGGCAGUCUGAUAAAAUAGACUUAUAUGAUGUGGGCAGUUUGAAGAAAACUAAAAAAACUUUUGAAAAGGACGAGUAGAACAAAAUUCAAAAUUUUUGUUAUAAAAUGCAUUACUGUCUGUAGCUACCUACUAGAUACAAUCCUAAAGUCUGUAGCUACCUACUAAAUACAAUCCUACUGUCUGUAGCGACCUACUAGAUACAAUCCCACUGUCUGUAGCUACCAACCAGAUACAAUCCUACUGUCUGUUGCUACCAACUAGAUACAAUCCUACUGUCUUUAGCUACCUUCUAGAUACACUUCUACUGUCGGUAGCCACGAACCAAUUAAAAUCCUACUAUCUGUAGCCACCGACUAGAUACAAUCCUCUUGUCUGUAGCUACCAAUCUCAUUGUUGUUAGUUGACUUUAGCCCAGCGUUGAAUAUCACAGAUGUCGGCCACAGUAACUUUAAAGAUAGGAAAUAAUCAUAUUCAGGUAAUCCUUGUUUGGAAAAUUCGGAAUAAAUCAAUGGAGCUUAAAAUACCCCACCCCACCCCACCCCAACUACAACUCUACCCCCAGCCCCCCUCACACAUCUCUACCCCCUCUCCCUCCACACCUACACCUAUACCCCCAGCUCCCCCUCACACACCUCUACCCCCACCUACAACUCACCUCCACCCCCACCCCACCUACACCUCUACCCCCACCUACACCUCUACCCCUCCCUACACCUCUACCCCCACCUACACCUCUACCCCCACCUACACCUCUACCCCCACCUACACCUCUACCCCCACCUACACCUCUACCCCCACCUACACCUCUACCCCCACCUACACCUCUACCCCCACCUGCAACUCACCUCCAGCUCCCACCCCCAAUCCACAACUGUCCCCACCACGCACCCACCUCCGCCCCACCACCACCUCCUCCCUUGUCGUACUGCAAUCAGUUAAACAUCUUCAGUAACCCCACAACUCUCCCGAAAUGUCUGGACAAGAAAUACAUAAAGUCACAAAGCUUUAAUCAUAAGCUGGUGGAGAAGCGCGGGGGUUGGGGUGGUGUACAGACAAAGAAAAGGCAAAGUGAGGAUUUGAUGAGAGAGUGGGCCGGGAGGGGGGGGAAUUGUGAACCACGGUCCGUGAAUGAAUGCUGCCAUUUAUAACUUAUAUUAGAUGUCAUUUAUAACUUAUUUUUUUAUCUCAUUAUAACUCAAGCUAGAUGUCAUUUUUAACUCGAUUGACAUCAUUUUAACUCGUUUGAUGUCAUUUUUAAUGUUCCUUAUUUUAUGACAGGAGUAAAAGGCCAUUAUGACGUCACGGGUUGCCAAGAGUCAAUGCAGUCAGGUCAAGACCCCCAGGAAGUGUGGCACUGAGAAAUGGUCACUUAAUAUUUGUUACUUAAUAAUUGUAUGUGGAUGGAAGAUAAUCGCAUGAUUGGUUAUCUGCUAUAUUUAGACUUAUUACAUGUUUGGUGGUCUGCUAAAGUUAGACUAACUACAUUUUUGGUAGUCAGCUAUAGUAAGACUAAAUGCAUGUUUGGUGGUCUGCUAAAGUUAGACUAACUGCAUGUUUGGUAGUCAGCUAUAAUUAGACUAACUGCAUGUUUGGUGGUCUGCAAUAUUUAGACUAACUGCAUGUUUUGUGGUCUGCUAAAGUUAGACUAACUACAUUUUUGGUAGUCAGAUAUAGUCAGACUAAAUGCAUGUUUGGUGGUCUGCUAAAGUUAGACUAACUACAUUUUGGUGGUCUGCUAAAGUUAGACUAACUACAUUUUUAGUUGUCAGCUAAAGUUAGACUAACUACAUUUUUGGUAGUCAGCUAUAGUAAGACUAAAUGCAUGUUUGGUGGUCUGCUAAAGUUAGACUAACUGCAUUUUGGUGGUCUGCUAAAGUUAGACUAACUACAUUUUUGGUGGUCUGCUAAAGUUAGACUAACUACAUUUUUUGGUGGUCUACUAAAGUUAGACUAACUACAUUUUUAGUUGUCAGCUAUAGUUAGACUAACUGCAUGUUUGGUGGUCUGCUAAAGUUAGACUAACUACAUUUUUGGUGGUCUGCUAAAGUUAGACUAACUACAUUUUUAGUUGUCAGCUAUAGUUAGACUAACUGCAUGUUUGGUGGUCUGCUAAAGUUAGACUAACUACAUUUUUGGUAUUCAGCUAUAAUUAGACUAACUGCAUGUUUUGUGGUCAGCUAAAGUUAGACUAACUACAUUUUUGGUAGUCAGCUAUAGUAAGACUAAAUGCAUGUUUGGUGGUCUGCUAAAGUUAGACUAACUGCAUUUUGGUGGUCUGCUAAAGUUAGACUAACUACAUUUUUGGUGGUCUGCUAAAGUUAGACUAACUACAUUUUUAGUUGUCAGCUAAAGUUAGACUAACUACAUUUUUGGUGGUCUGCUAAAGUUAGACUAACUACAUUUUUGGUGGUCUGCUAAAGUUAGACUAACUACAUUUUUAGUUGUCAGCUAUAGUUAGACUAACUGCAUGUUUGGUGGUCUGCUAAAGCUAGACUAACUACAUUUUUGGUGGUCUGCUAAAGUUAGACUAACUACAUUUUUAGUUGUCAGCUAUAGUUAGACUAACUGCAUGUUUGGUGGUCUGCUAAAGUUAGACUAACUACAUUUUUGGUGGUCUGCUAAAGUUAGACUAACUACAUUUUUAGUUGUCAGCUAUAGUUAGACUAACUGCAUGUUUGGUGGUCUGCUAAAGUUAGACUAACUACAUUUUUGGUAGUCAGCUAUAAUUAGACUAACUGCAUGUUUUGUGGUCUGCAAAAGUUAGACUAACUACAUUUUGGUGGUUUGCUAAAGUUAGACUAUCUACAUUUUUGGUGGUCUGCUAAAGUUAGACUAACUACAUUUUUGGUGGUCUGCUAAAGUUAGACUAACUACAUGUUUUGUGGUCUGCUAAAGUUAGACUAACUACAUUUUUGGUGGUCUGGUAAAGUUAGACUAACUGCAUGCUUGUUGGUCUGCUAUAUUUAUAUGCUACAUGUUCGAUCGUCCGCUAGAGCCAUACUAUCUUGUACCGUGACUGGUGGAGACAUUUAUGCUGUCCAUUUCUGAUUAAUGAGACACAAACAUGUUGUGUAAAUAAAACAAUAUGGGCUCAGCUUUAGUCAUGAAUCAUGCAGAACACAAAUGCCAACAUUUUGUCAAAUCCCUUCAACAGUAUAACAAAGAACAUUUAUAUAAGUAUACAUUAUAUUCACUUAAUAUACUAGUUGAGAUUGUCAAUAUCUAUAGUGACACACGUCUAGUUGAGAAUGUUCUUAUCUAUAUUGACUCAAGUCUAGUUGAGAAUGGCCUUAUCUACAUUGACUCAAGUCUAGUUGAGAUUGGCCUUAUCUACAUUGACCCAAGUCUAGUUGAUAAUGGCCUUAUCUAUAUUGUCACAUCUCUAGUUGAGACUGCCCCUAUAUAGCAGAACCACAAGAAACGCUAAAUCCUUGUUUCCAAACAUUUUAUUUUUGUUCCAUUUUAGAUGUAUUUUCUCUUCUUAUUUUUCUUCUUUGCCUUUUCAACUCCCACUGGAGCCUAGGCGAUUAACAAUUUCUUUCCAAGCCUUUAGGUCUCUAGCUAUACUGUCUUCGCAACUCUUUCUAGUAUUUGUUGCUUGUUUUUUGUGAGUUCUAUACCAGGGUUUUGUCUUGUUAACUUUGGCAUGAGUUCUAUACCGGGGCUUGUCUUGUUAACUUUGGCAUGAGUUCCAUACCAGGGUUUUGUCUUGUUAACUUUGACAUGAGUUCUAUAACAGGGUUUUGUCUUGUUAACUUUGGCAUGAGUUCUAUACCAGGGCUUGUCUUGUUAACUUUGGCAUGAGUUCCAUACCAGGGUUUUGUCUUGUUAACUUUGGCAUGAGUUCUAUACCGGGGCUUGUCUUGUUAACUUUGGCAUGAGUUCCAUACCAGGGUUUUGUCUUGUUAACUUUGACAUGAGUUCUAUACCAGGGCUUGUCUUGUUAACUUUGGCAUGAGUUCUAUACCGGGGCUUGUCUUGUUAACUUUGGCAUGAGUUCCAUACCAGGGUUUUGUCUUGUUAACUUUGGCAUGAGUUCUAUACCGGGGCUUGUCUUGUUAACUUUGGCAUGAAUUCCAUACCAGGGCUUGUCUUGUUAACUUUGACAUGAGUUCUAUACCAGGGCUUGUCUUGUUAACUUUGACAUGAGUUCUAUAUCAGGGCUUGUCUUGUUGAAUUUUUGCUCAUGGUAUUACCUAUCAAUCCCCACCUUGUUUUUGAAGUUUUCUCUUGUGUUUUGUUCACGACUUUGUGAUAAACGAGCGUUUUCUGUCACCGUAUCUUUAUUUUAAGGUACCGGGAUCGUGGAUCAAUAACCUUCGAUAAAAUGGGGGGCACGAUUUUUAAAAGUUUCAGAUCCCGUGUGCUCGGGAGUUUUCAUCUAUGAUGCCCGUGGGCUGUGGUGGUUAUAGCAUGGUAAGACGAACAUUACAAACAAUGAGUAGACCACAUUAAAAACAAAGAGUCGCUCUUAGCAUGCUUGUAUGGAGAGUAAUGCGCCCAUGCUUCUUACAAAACAUGGCAGGAAAUCGUUCUCUCUCGGCACUCUUCUAUACUUAGCUGUGAAAAGGAAACUACGAUUUAGGAGCUCUCUAAAAGCGUCACGAAGGUCACCCCAAACAUCAGCUUAGAGCUGCUAUUCUCUAUGGCAGUGGUUCUCAUGCUAUUCUCUAUGGCAGUGGUUCUCAUGCUAUUCUCUAUGGCAGUGGUUCUCAUGCUAUUCUCUAUGGCAGUGGUUCUCAAGCUAUUCUCUAUGGCAGUGGUUCUCAUGCUAUUCUCUAUGGCAGUGGUUCUCAUGCUAUUCUCUAUGGCAGUGGUUCUCAACAUUUCAUAUGCCGCGAUUCUUUAAUACAGUUCCUCGUGAUGUGGUGACCCCUAGCAAUACUAUUAUUUUCGUUGCUACUUCAUAAAUAUGUGUUUACCGAUGGUCUUAGGAAACCCCUGUGUAAGGGUCGUUCGACCCCUGUGUAAGGGUCGUUCGAUCUCAAAGCGGUCGUGACCCACAGGUUGAAAACUGCUGCUUUAGUGUGAGUCGGAAAUCCUUGAUAGAACUGUCUCAAUGGCGAGGAGCUAGAGAAAAGAAAUGCAGACGAAGCGGGAAUACUUCUGCCCGUCCUCCAGCAGACAAUUAAAUUAGCUGUCCUUAAAGCUGCAGACAUAAAACCCAGAAACGGGCUUCAUAACCAGGGGUGUAGCAAGGGGGGGUGCGUGGGUUGCGGACCGCACCGGGUGACACCAACCCCAGCUACGUCACUGUUUCAUAACCAGGGGUGUAGCAAGGGGGGGGUGCGUGGGUUGCGGACCGCACCGGGUGACACCAACCCCAGCUACGUCACUGUUUCAUAACCACUUCUAGGCAUGCACCUACCGAUCUUCGGGUAAGAAGUUAUAGUCUAUAACAUGGAUACGUUGUUUGGCCUUCGCGUGUGAAGAUGAUCAAGGCUAUAUUCAACAAUCCUAUUUGUGCCUGGAAAGCUUCCCCGCACGUAGGACACGCUUUGCUUUGGAUCAGAGUUGGAUUGGAAUCGAUUUGGCCUUGCCUUUGCGUGCGCUUUCUUUGGGCGUGAGUGGUGCGCUUAUUCUCUGAGGAGUGUGUUCCAUCAGCGAGUCUGCCACGCCAGCUUAUUCUCUGAGGAGUGUGUUCCAACAGCGAGUCUGGCACGCCAGCUUGUACGGUCCAUAGGUGUUUUCCACGAAUCAAGGUCAAUGUCCAUGGAUUUGAGUGAAGCUUUUAGACAGUCAUUGAAGCGGGGUUUUUUUUUCCUGUCCAUCGCUGACCGUUUCCCUCUCGAAAAUAGCAUGGACACAAGCUCUACAAAAGUACUCAAUCAUCAUCAUCAUCAAUCAUCAUCUGGAGAGUUCACCAAAAAUUAGUUGUUGAGGAAGUCUUUUGUCUGGCAUUCUCGCAAAACAUGUAAAAAUGUGAAAAUAUUAUAUAUUUUCUUUUUGAAAUAUCAAUAAUUUAAUUUCUUGGCGCGCGUCUGAAAGAACAAAACAAAAACAUUUUAAAGCAUUUUAUCUACGAUUUUGCACACCCUAAAUGUUGGAAUAUGUUAACGAAAGGUGUGCACCGCUGUCAUGAACACGGUUGUGUGCGGCACGGCUGUGACGUACUAUUCAAACUAUUUAAAAUUUCCUUGGUUACACAGUUGGGUGCAGCUCAAUUACAAGCACUGGCGAAAACCUGACUUUUUUCUACUACAAGCUCUUCAAUUAGUUCAAGUGUUUUAAUUAGGUAACUUAUCAUGUUUUAAUAUUUGCCGAACAGGACAAAAUGAAACACUUUUCAGUGUAAUUAACUACUUCGCUUCACCAAAGAAAGACUCCCCGUGACAUAGCUGAUCAACAGAUUCGAUACCUUUCAUUUAUUAAUGAUACUGUUGUUCCAACAUUUUAAAAACAAAUUAUCUGUGGAAUGUGUAGUGUGCACAAUUUAGCUAUAAAUAAUAAAAAAAAGUAUACACAUUGUUCACAUUAAACACAUUCAUGUAAACGCUUUAUUUGUUAUCUCUUCACAGUGGUGAAACAAAGAUGAAUUCCAGAGACCAUAACAAAAAUCACAACGAUUGUUGCAGGGAGGCUGGUCUCAAUGCUGUGGCAGCUCAGGAGGUUAGACAACUUUUGUUUUAGUUCUUUGCUCAUUAUAUGAUUGGUUUUCUCCCUUUAAUCAAAAAAUUAAAUUACAAUUUCUGAGCUUUUAUAAAUAGAAACAACACAUUAAAUCCUUUAUUGAUUCACGUCUAAAUUAGACAAGACAAAAUCAAUAUAAAAUUAAAUUUGACACAAUGAUUUCAUUAAAUUUCUUUACUUAACUUUCCAAACCUUUGCUUUAGAGACAGUAAAAGGUAAAAUAACCUCAAAUACACAAUUUUUAUAAUUGGUCUUAUUUUAAUAGAUAAAAUAAUAUUUAUUCAAGAAUGUUGCUUUAGGGUGAUAAUUAUUGAAAUCUCUUUGUGUUUCGAAUCCAGUAUCCAGCAGCUCAUGGUCAAGUUAUUGUGUUUAUGAGGUACAAGGCCGAGAUGGAUCGUCGCAUCCGAAAUGCUCUCAUUCGGAUGUCUGGGCGCAUCAAACAAUAUGGUCCUGGUCACAUUGUAGGGAUCGCAAACAAGGUAGAGGGAUCCCUGGAAUUAUUAUAUUGCAUAGUGCUUUUGAAAUUAAGUGAAUCAAUUUUGCCAACAGAUUUCAAGCACAAAAAUAUAAUUUCCAAAUAACUCCUUUAUACAGCUUGAUUAGUUUUAAGCAAAGAAAGUGUCUUCUAAAGUUUUCCUUGCUCUGAUCUAGGUCACAGUGGUGGAGUCCCCACCCCACAGUGAGUGGCUGCAGCGAGAUGAUUGGUGCUUCGCUGUGUUUGCUUUCCCCAACGAACGCCUGGCCAAUCUGUGGUAUGUUAGUGAACCAGAACUACGACAGCAUGACUUCCUUCCACCAAGUGAUGGUGUGCAACUUUUUUCAAUGGACAUUCGAUACUUACCACAGAUGGGUAAGAUAAGUUUCUGUAACUUUGUAUAGCAUACCAAGUUAAAAUGAUUUGAAUAUGUGAGUGUCGAUUUAUUAAGAAAAUUCUGGAGUGAGUUUUAUUUAUUAGUCAAUUUCUCUUCAGCUCAAAGAAAGCCAGGCCAUAAUCAAUUGUUCCUCCUAUAAUUCUUUAAUAUAAGGUUGGGUUUGAAUUUGAACAAAUGAAACAAUCUAAAGGUAAACUGCUACUUAAAUUAAUACAGUGGGUCCACUAACCAAGGAAAGCAAAGAGGAAUGAUAAAUAGUUUGGUAGCAGCUUGGAAACUGUUUACAAAAAUGCAGUAGUCUGGGAUAUGUGGAAAUCAUUUGUUGCCCAAUGUACUACUGUAUUGGAGGAAAUUAACGAAAACUUGGCAAUUACACUGACUAAUUCAAUACUAAAAAGUCUACUGUCUUUCACUCAAACAAGUAUGAAUCUAAUUAAAUAUUACCUUCAAUUCACAUUGUAAUUUUUUUUUAGAAUUUAACAAAAAUACAGGAAAUAGUGAAGAAAAUCAAACAUUAAAUAUCUUUUUGGUCAGGAAAAAAUACCUUUAACUGGAUGGAGCUGUCAGACAUAAAGAGCAAGUCUUAUCUCCAGUCCGAGUACAUUGACAAGGCUGCUCGUCUUCUAGAUGCCAAGUGUGUCAACCAUGGUGUUGUCUUUGUCAAGGUAAGAAAUCUUAGUAACCUACUAUUCUAUUAUUAGAAAGCAAAUCGGUAUAAAGCUUCAAGGCUGCCUUGGCAUCUGCUAGGAGCUGUUAAACUAGCAACAUUAUUCCCUCAACCGUUGCACAGAUGCCAGUAUAUAGAUGCAGGAACGAACACUACCAGAACCAGAAAUCUAUAGAAAAGCAUCUCAUGAAGUUCAGACCUCUUUCUCUUUGAGUACAUUUUUAUUUGAAACUGCAAGAUAAAAUAUAUUUGGUGUGGUACCAAACUAUGUCUGACCUAGUUUUUAUCUCCUGUUGUAGGAUUCUGCAGUGGAUGACAAAGUAAACCGUAUGAAAGACACCUGGAUCCCCUACAAGACAAUGACCAACUUUGCUCUGCAUCUCUACGACAAUGAGGACCAGUUCUGGAGCAUUUACAACAGUGGUAAAGAUAUUCUUUUUUAUACAAAAUAUUUCCGCCGUCAUUGUCAAUGCUAGGCCUUUACGUCUUUAUCUUGUGUCACAUUAAGAUUAGGCCCUGCAAGCGUCACUUAAAUUUUAAUGCUUUAACAGACAUAUGUUUACUUUUGUAAAUGCAUAUUAUUGUAAUGAAAUUUAUGUAAGCAAAGAUUCACACUUGCUUAUUUGUGUUGUACAUUGAUAUUACAGCUGAAUACAGACCACUCCGUGAGGCCAGACAUCAGCUGUGUAAUACGACAUCUCUACUUUUCACAGUGGACCCUCGGAUCGCUUAACCUAUUUGUUAAUGUGCAGACUUUACAUUGCCUAUGACUCAGCAGGGAUUUCUAUGAUGUAUUAUAUUAUGAAUUUACGCAAUUUCUUGCCAGAGUAUUGGAGUGCUAUGGUUAAAUAGGGGGUCUUGUCAAAAUUUGGUUGAUAAUUAAAUGGCAAAAUUAAUCUACAAAGUAGGAGUAGUUAAAUAAAGUAUUUUCACAUUUUAUAAAUUUUUACUUUAGUAAAUAAAUAACCUUAGCUUAAAUAUAUAUUUUCUUUUUGUUCAGAUUUUACUCACAUAAUUUUAAAUAAAAAUAUAUAAUAAUCUCAAUUAUGUACUUGUCAGUCAAAUAAUUUUGUUCCAUAUUUAACUUUCAAUCUUCAAUUUUGUUUAUUUCAUCCCCUUUUUUUAUUGAUAAAGCUUGCUGACAUGUUCUGUUACUUCUACCAAAAAAUGCCUCAUUCCUAUUUUAAUUGGUCUUCACACCAAUGCCCUGUUUCUAUUAUUUUAAGUUCUUCACUCCAAUGUCCUUUUCCUAAUAUUUAUAGUGGUCUUCACACCAAUGUCCUGUUCCUAAUAUUUUAAGUGGUCUUCACACAUAUUUCCAAAUAGUUUAUUUUCAGUUUUUAAAUUAUAUCUGCUUGUUAAAUAAACAGUCCAAUUUAGUGAUUACAAAUUGUCUUGUAGUAAUGAGUCUUUUAUUUAAGUAGCUGAAUCCCAAAGACACUUUCUUUUCUAAAUAUCCUCCUCAUGAAGCUAUGACACUAAAAUAUCAAUGUUACAACUGCCCAGCAGCAUUCAAACUAUUUUCAUUGGCUCACAUUACCCACAAGCCAGUUUUGUGAAAAUAAGACUAUUUAUGCCAUGAUAAUUUACUUAUUUCUUUUCAAUGUACAUGUCUUGUAAUUAUACUUGCUACUUGCAUUUCUCUUCACAAUACAGUUCAACCAAAGCUUGGAACAGUGAGAAUACAACAAUAUAUAUUUAUACAAGUACAUUAUAAACUUAUACUUUAUACUGCUAUACUCAUAGAAAUGUAGAUGUAUAUAUUAUUAAUAUAAUUUUUAAAA